Molecule: messenger RNA, 2060 nt
Organism: Stylophora pistillata
Lineage: Eukaryota; Metazoa; Cnidaria; Anthozoa; Scleractinia; Pocilloporidae
Biological process (GO): signal transduction
Molecular function (GO): SH3 domain binding
Source: RefSeq, a predicted model, not a curated record
GAGACCUUAAUUUAUGCAUUAGCAAAUAACUUUCGACGGAACAACUGUGCGAGGCGAUAUCGUUCGAUAUUUGCACACUGUUUGGAUGUAUGUUGUGUAAGUAGCGUCCGCUGAGGCCAAUAUGGGAGGAAUUAAUUUGAGCUGAGAACAGGCAAACGUCCUGAUCAAAAACAGGUAGCAAAAAUGGCGCAUUCCACCCCAGUUGUCGAGCCAUUCGCUAACAUCUCAGCGCAAGAGUUGCUAAAAAAUACCCCCGGUUUGUUCGGAUGGGUAAGAAAGGAGGAGACUGCCGGACUGCGGUCGAUGGUGAAAGCACUUGAUUGGCCCUGGCGUUAUAUGAUCCUCAGUAAAGGAUGCCUGUAUUUAUUCAAGCAUUCCGAUGACCAGGACUUUUGUGAGGCAGUCCCUCUCAGCAACUUUAGAGUGUGUAAUGCCCCUGAGAAAUCUAAGUACCCGUGGGUUUUCAAACUGAUUCACACGAAGUCAUAUGACGUCAAGACGUUGGUGUUUGCCGUGGACACAGACUUUGAUUUAAAGAAAUGGCAAGACGCUAUUGGUAUAGAUAUGGACAAGUAUUGCCGUGAUUCACCGCGUGCGGAUGACGCUGAUGGAUACAGUUCGAUAGACGAUGACGAAACAUCCAAACCGCCGAGUCGUGCCCAAACAUUCCAAAUAAGGGAACGACCACCUGCACCUCUACCAGACACCAGGCGUCGUAGUUCUUGUACAUUUCUCCCUCCUGAUUUGCCGCAAAAGCCGUUGCCUUCCGUUCCUAAUUAUUCGCAAAAGCCAUUGCCUCCCCCUCCAGGACAGGAGAAACCACAACUUGGAAGAAGACCCAUUGAUCCGAAGCCCGCAACACUGCCUCGCCCACCUUUAACGCCUAGACAAUCAAGCCCAGCAAUAAUGGGGAAAUUUCCAGGACGUUCGUCAGAUUCAUCGGGUCUCACGGCUCAGGGAUAUGAAGACGUAAUUAAUCAACUUCAAAAAGCCAAAGUAAAUCCUUCAGAUAAAAGAGGUCCCAUGCCCACUCCGCCAUCCAAAGGUGGCUCCGCAGCUCUUCGCAAACCAGCAAAGCUUGGGAGAGGUGCCCCUGAUGGACAGAGCUUUAAAGUAAAACACAAGGAGGGAGUCCUUCCAAAUUCAGCACUGCUACUUGACAUAGACAAGACGGAGGUUACUUCCCUCCUUGAGAACAAACUUGGUGUUUAUAUCCUGCGUAAUAGCCAAACUGCACAGUCAAAGAUGGCGUUGUCAGUGUGGACUGGUGACCGAGUCCGUCAUUAUGUCAUAUUCCUUGAACAGAGUCAAGGAUACGCUCUUCAACCUGAUGGGCCAAGAUUUGAUAAACUAGAGGAAAUGAUAAGACACUACUACGACUUUAAUCUGCCAAAGUGUGACGUGAAACUCACAAGGCCUUACCGAUCAUGAUCAAUGCAGACCACAUGACUGGAGAGGAUUCUUUUCAACGAGAAAGAAACUUUCAAGUAUAUCGAGUGCUUGUUAGAAUAGCAGGCAAUGAAAAUUUUUGUUUUGGUGCACUUCCCUUAUACAAAGCAGAACUGAGGGAGUGGUGCUGUAAUCGAGAUAUUGACUUUCUAGUUGUAACUCACUUCCUUGUCCAAGUCUUUGAUGAUUAGGGACCUACUCCUCUGUUUUUAACAGAAUUCCCCAUUUUGGAGUGGACGAUCAAUUGAGUAGUUUAAAAUAUAGAAUGUAGAGACCUAACACGCGGGAGGGUUUAGAUAUUUUUGAAAUAUGGUAUUUCUGUACAGCAUCAUUGAUUCAUCUCAAGAUAUUGCCAUUAUCAAGUUUGCAGUUGCUAAUUAAGUAGUUCGUUCGUUGAGGAACCCUUUAGCCAGGGUACUCUGGUUACCGAAGGAAAUUUAUUUUAUGAGGGCAGUGUUAGAAGUACUCGCCUUCCACUGCUGUUGUUCGAGUUCUAUUCCUUGAACCUGGCGACAGAUGUGAGUCGAGUUUACACUUGAUUCUACGGCACUGAAUUCUCAAAAUUAUAUAUUUAAAGCUGCGCACAUCAGAAUAAAGUGCAGCGUAAACGA